Thalassophryne amazonica is the source of this 2117-nucleotide messenger RNA. RefSeq names its product transmembrane protein 38B (gene tmem38b). The transcript has 6 exons. Gene Ontology annotation, biological process: potassium ion transmembrane transport. The record is from RefSeq and is a predicted model, not a curated record. Lineage: Eukaryota; Metazoa; Chordata; Actinopteri; Batrachoidiformes; Batrachoididae. Gene Ontology annotation, cellular component: membrane. Gene Ontology annotation, molecular function: identical protein binding; potassium channel activity. Bases 318 to 1286 code for a protein of 322 amino acids.
CGCCCGCCACAUCACCAGAAUGGCGGAACAGGAGCAGGGCCGGGAGUGCGCCUCCCUGCUGUCACAGCUCUCACAGCGGAUGUCACUGAUGGAGACCGGCCUCCGUUAAUACGUUAAUACGGAUCUGUAGUCCGGACACCACACAGGUGGUCCCUGAAGUCCAAGAACCAGCUGCAGCAACCGUGUCACAUCGUGUGUGUGUGUAUCCCUCCGCCAAGUGACUUCCUGAUGCUGUGACUUGGAACGGUGCCUUUUAGCUCUUUGAACUACACCGUGGGAAUAAUUUAGCCUGGGUAAAGAGUUUUAAAAAGCAGGUGAUGGAUUUAUUCGGGCUGGUUUAUCUGGACGAGCUGUCCCACGGACUGGCAAACUUGUCCAUGUUUCCGUACUUCGACAUGGCGCACUAUAUCGUGUCGGUCGUGGCUCUGAGACAGCAGCCAGGAGCUCUGGAGGUGUCCCGGGCUAGCCCCUUAGCAUGCUGGUUUAGUUCCAUGCUGUACUGUUUUGGUGGUGCUAUACUAUCCAGCAUCAUGAUGGCCGAGCCGCCUGUGACACCACUGUCCAGGAGUACCAGUGUUCUCCAUGCUUCAGUCAUCUGGUACCUGGUGUUUUACUGCCCUUGGGACCUGGUGUAUUCUUGCGCUUCCCUGCUGCCUUUCAAGCUGGUGCUGGCAGGAAUGAAAGAAGUGACCAGGACAUGGAAAGUGCUAAGUGGAGUCUCUCAGGCACACGGCAAAUACAAGGAUGGCUUGUUGGUCAUGAUUGCUGUUGGCUGGGCUAGAGGUGCUGGAGGAGGUCUGAUGAGUAAUUUCGAACAACUUGUUCGAGGUGUUUGGAAACCUGAAACAAAUGAACUCCUCAAAAUGUCAUACCCCACUAAGGUCACCCUGAUCGGGGCAGUGCUGUUUGCUCUGCAGCAAACCCAGCACCUGCCAAUCCAGAAGCACCACCUGAUGCUGAUGUACACCGUCUUCAUCGUCAUUAUCAAGACAAAAAUGCUGUUGACCAGCACCACCGACUCGCCCUUCGCGGCGGUCGAGUCGGCUGUCUACCGGACCUUGUUCAGUGGCCACUCGCCUUACACCCCCCUCGCCUGCGAAGUAAAGAGAGCGUCCAUCAAUAACGGCACAGUAAACGGAAUGACCUCCUCCGCUGCAGCCAAAGAGCGGCGUGACAGCGGAGCAACAUGUAGGUGUCCUUCUCCCUCCUCUGCCAACGAAAACGAGGCUCGUCUUGAAGAUGAGUCCAAAACCGCAGAGACCAAAAACUGCAAGAAGACGGACUAGUCGGUCCGACGUCUUUAACACCAGGUUGUUUUCUGAUUCGUGGAAGAAGGUCAUGUUUUUCCUUUUCCAUCUUCAGUGCACCAUUAUCACGAUAGCUUUUCUUUUGGUUCCAAAGUUAUAAUUUUUAUAUUAUUGGAAUGAUAAAUGUAAUGGGUGGUGUGUGGGCCAACGUUAAAUAGAUGUAGAACCAGGAUUAGCUUGUUUUUUGUUUUGUUUUUUUUUUAAAGGGGGUGGGGCUUGAGUGUUCUGAAACAUACAUGGACUCAGUAUAAUAUGGUGGAAGUGUUGGAAUGUGGGUUGGGCUGGAAAGGCUCCAUAGGCCUUGGUGAAGGUAUGUGCUAGUCAAGAGUCGCACUGUUGACUUGUUGACUUCUUUUUUUUUUGGGGGGGGGGGGGGGGGGGUAAAUCAUCCCUUCAUAACCUGGGAUACUGUGAUAUUUGAUGCUGCUGGGUUUGUUUAAACCUCCAGCACUUGUGCUGAUUACAGACUCGCUCAACAGUAUUUAGCUCGGUCUUUUCCAAUGAUUCUGAGUCCUCGCUGGGUUUUGGGAACAGUGCUGUGCACCUGCUGAACUAUGACUUUCUACACAUCUUUGUCUUUCUGCCUGUAUAUAUUCCCGUCCAGUGUAAAUUGUAUUUUUGCUACUCUGAAACAAGACUUAUAAAGAAAAGAUUAUAUUCUAUGAUCACAGAGAUUCUAUUCUAUUUAUAAUGAAUAAAUUGCACUUUUGAAUGUUAACAUUUUGAAACAAAUGACAGCUUUAUAGUCAUUUUCCUGCUGAAUUCUUUGUGUUACAAUUGAAAUCACAUGAAUAAAUACUUUUCAGGGGA